Molecule: messenger RNA, 1182 nt
Organism: Saccharomyces kudriavzevii IFO 1802
Lineage: Eukaryota; Fungi; Ascomycota; Saccharomycetes; Saccharomycetales; Saccharomycetaceae
Gene: NSR1
Product: Nsr1p
Exons: 1
Coding region: 1-1182 (393 amino acids)
Molecular function (GO): mRNA binding
Source: RefSeq, a predicted model, not a curated record
AUGGCUAAGACUACUAAAGUAAAAGGUAACAAGAAGGAAGCUAAGGCUUCCAAGCAAACCAAAGAAGAAAAGGCUGCUGCGGUAUCUUCUUCCUCCUCUUCUUCUUCAUCUGAAUCUGAAUCUUCGGACUCUGAAUCCUCUUCAUCUUCAUCCUCUUCCGACAGUGAAAGUGAAGCUGAGGUCAAGAAGGAGGAAUCCAAAAGCACCUCUUCUUCCUCCGACUCUUCUGAUGAAGAAGAAGGAGAAUCCAAGAAGGAAGAAUCUAAGGAAUCUUCCAGCUCUGACGCAUCUUCUUCUGACAGCGAAAGCGAAAAGGAAGAAUCUAAUGACAAGAAGCGUAAAUCUGAAGAUGCUGAAGAAGAAGAAGAAGAAGACGAAUCCUCCAACAAGAAGCAAAAGAACGAAGAAUCUGGAGAACCUGCUACCAUUUUCGUCGGCAGACUAUCGUGGUCCAUUGAUGACGAAUGGUUAAAGAAGGAGUUCGAACACAUUGGCGGUGUUAUCAGCGCCAGAGUCAUCAACGAAAGAGGUACCGACAGAUCUCGUGGUUAUGGUUACGUUGAUUUCGAGAACAAAUCUUAUGCUGAAAAGGCCAUUCAAGAAAUGCAAGGUAAGGAAAUCGAUGGUAGACCAAUCAACUGUGACUUGUCCACAAGCAAGCCAGCCGGUAACAACACCAACGAUCGUGCCAAGAAGUUCGGUGACACCCCAUCUGAACCAUCUGACACUUUAUUCUUAGGUAACUUGUCCUUCAACGCUGACAGAGACACCAUUUUCGAAUUGUUCGCUAAACACGGUGAAGUUGUUUCCGUUCGUAUUCCAACACAUCCAGAAACUGAACAACCAAAGGGUUUCGGCUACGUCCAAUUCUCUAGCUUGGAGGAUUCCAAGAAGGCUUUAGAAUCUUUGCAAGGUGAAUACAUCGACAACAGACCAGUCAGAUUAGACUACUCUUCUCCAAGACCAAACAACGAUGGUGGUCGUGGUGGUAGCCGUGGUUUCGGCGGCCGUGGUGGUGCUCGUGGUGGUAACCGUGGUUUCGGCGGUCGUGGUGGUGCUCGUGGUGGUGCUCGUGGCGGUCGUGGUGGUUUCAGACCAACCGGUUCCGGUGCUAACAAUGCUCCAUUGGGCAGAUCAAGAAAUACUGCUUCUUUCGCCGGUUCAAAGAAAACAUUUGAUUAA